This is a messenger RNA of Nicotiana tabacum (common tobacco), 673 nucleotides long. Its product is annotated as photosystem II reaction center W protein, chloroplastic-like. The record is from RefSeq and is a predicted model, not a curated record. Gene Ontology annotation, cellular component: chloroplast thylakoid membrane; photosystem II; chloroplast. Gene Ontology annotation, biological process: photosystem II stabilization; photosynthesis. NCBI's taxonomy places the organism in Eukaryota, Viridiplantae, Streptophyta, Magnoliopsida, Solanales, Solanaceae.
UUCCCGUGUCUGAAUCAAAGUAAUUAAGUCGACGGUGUAUGAAAUUAAAACUAGUGAAAAAGCUGUCUCAUUUCUCAUUUCUGAAGUGAGAACAGAAAUGGCGACCAUCACUGCUUGCACCACAACCUCUUCAGUAGCCCGUGCUGCUCUCUUGCACAAUGGAUCUGUAUCUCGUCUCUGCUCUAUUCUUGGUUUGCCAGCCAUGAGCAAGAAUAUGGGAAAGGUAAGAUGUUCAAUGGAAGGAAAAUCAACAGGGAAAGAGAGUGAGGCAAAGUUAGGAAUGGGUGCAUCUUUGAUGGCAGCAGCAUGUGCAGCAACAAUGUCAAGCCCAGCAGCUAUGGCUUUAGUGGAUGAAAGAAUGAGCACAGAAGGAACAGGGCUUCCAUUUGGUUUGAGCAAUAAUCUUCUUGGUUGGAUCCUUUUUGGUGUCUUUGGUUUGAUUUGGUCUCUUUACACUGUUUACACUUCUAGCCUUGAUGAGGAUGAAGACUCUGGAUUGUCCCUUUAAUUUGAGCUUGUAAUUAAGCAGUUCUCACAAUCCAUCAAUCCUUAUUCUUAAUUGAGUGAACUUACGUAAAAUUACUAUGGUCACCAAUUAAUUAAUUGUACAUUGGUGCUGUAUCAAUUAAUUUGUUCAGUUGCUUGUAGUAUAUAUUCCUUUUUUGCUAAUUUA